Myripristis murdjan (pinecone soldierfish) is the source of this 2408-nucleotide messenger RNA. RefSeq names its product aryl hydrocarbon receptor interacting protein (gene aip). Lineage: Eukaryota; Metazoa; Chordata; Actinopteri; Holocentriformes; Holocentridae. Gene Ontology annotation, molecular function: protein binding; peptidyl-prolyl cis-trans isomerase activity. The record is from RefSeq and is a predicted model, not a curated record. The transcript is spliced from 7 exons. The coding region runs from base 35 to 1060 and encodes 341 amino acids.
AAACAUCGUCACUGACUAACUGACUCAGUCAAGGAUGGAGGAAUUGGCACGCAAGCUACUCGAAGAAGGGAUACAAAAGAAGCUGGUUAGCCCCGGUAGAGGAGAACUAUCGGCGUUUCCCGAUGGGACCAAGGUGGUCUUCCACUACCGCACCAGCCAGUGUGAUGGCACGGUGCUGGACGACUCCAGAAAAAUGGGAGGCCACUGCAAACCCAUGGAGCUCAUCCUGGGCAAGAAGUUCAAGCUGGCUGUGUGGGAGAGGGUAGUCAUCACCAUGAGGGAAGGCGAGAUUGCAGAUUUUACCUGCGACCCAAAGCACACAGCACUGUACCCACUGGUGUCCCAGUCCCUGAGGAACAUCAGUGUGGGAAAAGACCCCCUUGAGGGCCAGAGGCACUGCUGUGGCAUCGCCCAAAUCCACUCCCAUCACUCUCUGGGGCACCAGGACUUGGACCAUCUCCAGGCCAAUCCACAGCCUCUCAUUUUCACCAUAGAGCUGCUAGAGGUGCUACCUCCUGGCUCCUUCCAGCUUGACAUGUGGGCCAUGACAGACAAAGAGAAGCUCGAGUUGGUGCCUCAGAUCCAUGAAGAGGGAAACACCCUUUUCAAACAGGGACAGAUAAAACAGGCCACAGAGAAGUACUACAAUGGCAUUGCCUGCCUAAAAAAUCUACAGAUGAAGGAGCAUCCUGGAGAUGAGGCAUGGAUCAAGCUGGAUCACAUGAUCACGCCCCUCCUUCUUAACUACUGCCAGUGCCAGUUACUUCAGGGCCAGUACUACGAAGUCAUCAAGCACUGCUCAUCCUUGCUCUUCAAAUAUGAUGACAAUGUGAAGGCCUUAUACAAGCGAGGUAAGGCCCAUGCAGCAGUGUGGAAUGAGACAGAGGCACGAGCUGACUUUGCCAAGGUGGUGGAGCUGGACCCAACGCUGGCGCCCUCUGUGGCCAAGGAGCUGCGGGCCAUGGAGGAGAAAAUCAGGGCCAAGGAAAAGGAGGAGAAGGGUCGCUAUAAAGGCCUGUUCAACAACGACAGGCCACCAGCCACCGCCACUACAGGCUGAAUCUCAUGGAGUUGGAACAAGAGGAUGCUUGUGACUGUGAAUUUCAAGAUGGAGGAGAAGCAGUAGACACUGCUGACAUGUCUAGUUUUAUCAGUGCACCAAAGCCAUACACUUUCCCCCCCACCACACUGUUAUCCAUGCCACACAUUCACACAGUCAUGUCAUACAUAUACACUUAAUUGACCCCUCACUGUACUGAUAUUAUCGAGGUGCGAUUUACCCAAGGCAUGAGGAAGACAUUCCUGCCUUAUGAUUUUUUAUCUCCCGUCCUUUAUAUAGAAAAUCUCGCCUCUGUUGCAGAUUGCUUCUGGACAUUGUCAGCUUGACGUUAUGAAAGCCCACUGUCAUACAAAAAUCUUCCUAGCUGUGGAGGGUUUUUUUUUUUUUUUUUUUUUUUUGGUUUUUACUUGCCAGCAGCAGUAGUUAUUUUUUUUUUUUUUUUUUUUGUUUUUGUUUUUUUUGCCUAACCUGUUGUAGUUUCAGUAAUCUUGAUAUUCCUGUUAGCCCUGUAAAUAACUUGCUCACAUGAAGUGGCUGUCUACAAUAUGUCACCCUUGACACCUUUUGCAAAAUUGUCACAGAAGGAGAAUUUUAUACUGGAAUCUGCAUUGUAGGUUAUGCAGUGUCAAUAGCAAAAGCAAAGUUGCUACAGUAUUAAAUUCACAUAGAUUGAGGCGGCGUUUGCUACUUGCUUUCUCUCAACUAUGUACAGAGCUGUUGUGUAAUGUUAAGUUCAUUGUUUAACUGUAGGCAAACCAGGAAUGAUUGCAAGGUAUUGCAGCAGGAAAUCCACCCCUCUAAUUUUACAAAUAUUUUGUCCUUUUUUUCCUCCCAAAUUGCACCAUGGACAUUGUACACACAGAUGCAUAUCUCUGCCUUGCACCGCUAAAGCCCCUUUUACAUAUUGGUCACAUAGUGGAAGCAGUGGAAUAAGCAGGAGACCCAUUCUCCUCUGGUAGGUGGGGCUGGAAAAAGUUGUGACAAUCAUUAAAUAUGACACAUGGAGUAGUGUUAUUAGUGUUAUCGUCAUCACACAUACUUUUGUCUUGUUUAUAUAUAUACACCAUACUCAAAUUUUAUUCUUUGCAAUUAUGUUUUGUCAAUAUUUACUCAGCAAAAUCCUCAGUAUCUCCCUUGCUUAACUUUUUUUUUUUAUUGUAAAGACAAACGUGUCUCCCUUCAUGAGCAGAACUGGGUCAUUAAACCACCCUGUUAAAAUGAGGUGAGGUGCAACUGAGGCUGUGCAUAUGUAUAACUGAUAAUAAAUGUUUAAUCUCUUUUUUUCCACAUCAAGUUCUUGUAGUCACUGCAGACACUGAAGGAAAUAAAAGCCCAUCGGUUAUCUUGA